Messenger RNA from Zerene cesonia (dogface butterfly), 2670 nucleotides. RefSeq names its product myelin transcription factor 1-like. NCBI's taxonomy places the organism in Eukaryota, Metazoa, Arthropoda, Insecta, Lepidoptera, Pieridae. Gene Ontology annotation, cellular component: nucleus. Gene Ontology annotation, biological process: regulation of transcription by RNA polymerase II. Gene Ontology annotation, molecular function: zinc ion binding; DNA-binding transcription factor activity, RNA polymerase II-specific; RNA polymerase II cis-regulatory region sequence-specific DNA binding. Bases 64 to 2598 code for a protein of 844 amino acids. The transcript has 11 exons. The record is from RefSeq and is a predicted model, not a curated record.
GUAGAUGUAGAAGCUUUUCGAAUACUUGACAGACAGCACAGUCAGGGAAACGGUGAAGAAUCAAUGGAUGACGAAAGUGGGGGCAAACGACGACGGCGACUCAUUGAUGAUGAAAGACGAGAAGAAAAUGACCAGCGCUGUCGAGUGUAUACCACACCGCACCACCUUCUCCAAUCAAAUGAUGAAAGCAAGGGCUACCUCCAAAGGACUCAAGUUUCUCUUAAAUCGCUUUCAAGUACUUGGCCACGUGAUCAACAAUCGACCCAUAGUGAUGAAAAUGACGAUAACGACUUCGAUAACAUGUUCAAUGAUAAACGCUCCGAUAAAAUGUUACCAUCCUCGCCGUCGCAAUCAUCUGAUAGUGCGGAUGGCUCACAAAGAAGCUUCUUGGUAGAUAACCAAGUCGCGGAACAGGAUAUUAACGAAAAUGAACAAGAAAACGCCGAAAAUAUUAUGAUCGAAAAAGUAGAACCGGACAGCAAUGAUGAAGAACAUCGAGAAAGUAAAAACUCCAACCAUUACGACGGAACACAUUUUGAUGAAAUAAUAGAUUCUUCGUCCAAUGAUCUUGAAAUCGACAUGUCAGAUAGAAAUGACGACAGAUACGACGAUGAUAGAGAUUCAAAAUCUAAGCGGAAAGAAAUAAUGUCGGUUAACAAGCAAACUUUGUACAACGUAUAUAAAGCAGCUACAGCAGCAUUACCUUAUUCAACGCAAUCAGCAUUCAAGCCACCAGCCGAAGUAAAACACAAAAUUCAUACGACUUCAUUUCCAAGCGAACCUUUUGGUGGUUACUCGAAUGAUCACGACAAGAGCACCAAAGCGUCCAAGCAAUACACGAUUCUACAGCCGGCGGGGAUAGGCUCUCGAGCUGCCACGGCAUUACAUGAGGCACGAGCUGUGCCUUCCGCGCAGCCAACAAGAGACUCUCGUCCUCUGAACGCACUGUCGCCGCCGGCCUCCAGAGAAGGCAACAAGUGUCCAACUCCUGGUUGCAAUGGGCAGGGCCACGUCACCGGCCUUUAUUCGCACCAUCGAAGUCUGUCAGGAUGCCCAAGAAAGGAUAAAGUUACACCAGAGAUAUUGGCGUUGCACGAGACAAUCCUAAAGUGCCCAACACCCGGUUGCAACGGACGCGGCCACGUCAGCUCCAACCGAAGUACACACAGAUCCCUCUCCGGCUGCCCUACGGCUGCUGCGAGAAAAGCUGCUGCUAGAACCCAACGAGCUAGACCCAUAGUGUUAACAGCACCAAUAGCAUCCAUAUCCGCCCCGCCUCCAUCGAGCGCGCCAAGUGAAUCAGCGCCCCAAAAACGCGAGUCAGAAGCGGCAUCGCCGCCAAGUCCUGAGGUGAAGCGGGAAGCGCCCGAGCUGCUGGUGCCAAAGAGGGAGGCCGCCGAGCCCGAGCGCGAGUCUCCCGGCAUGGAGACGCGCCACGCCGGGUACGGCGCGCCGCCAGACCAACGCUCGCCCUACGAGCGCCCGCCGGAUGACCACGUGCGCUCCUAUAGCCAAAUGAACGAAACGCGGUACGGCUAUGAAGCGCGAUGUUACGAGGGCGCAACGGCCUUCGAGCGGUACGACCCCGCGCAGUGUCCGCAGCGGCCUUACAGCUGGGAGGAGGAGCGCUACCACGACCCGCACUUACCCACUCCAAUGAAAACCGACCAGUCCGAGCAGGAAACCAAUUCCGGACCCAUUUACCCUAGGCCAAUGUACCACUACGAGGCCGGGAGUGGGGUAGGCGUGGGUGGGGUUGGGGCGAUGGCGCCCGGGGUGCCGCCCGGCUUCUCCGCGAUCAAUCUCUCCGUGAAGAUAGCCGCGGCGCAGGCACAGCGCCCGCGCACCCCGACACCCCGAGACCCCCGUGACCCUCGCGACCCCCGCCCCGCCAUAGACCUAUCCACAUCUAGUGGCAGUCCACAGGGUCCAUAUGCAUCACCGGUUUACACGAGCGCCGGUGGUGGCAGCGGGGGCGGAGCCCGAGGCAGCCCACAGCCGGGCGCUUCGCCCCAGCUCACAGCCAGUCCCCAGGUGCCCAGUCCGCAGGGCCAGACCCUCGACCUUAGUGUGACCCGUUUACCACAUAGAGCUUUCCCUGGAGGAGUCUCGUACAGUCGAGAAUCAACACCAGAUAGUGGUGGAAGCCAUCCAUACCUAGAAGCAUACCAUCGAGAUACAGCAGGCUACGGCGGCGUCAGUCCCCACCCCGUAGCCGGUUACGGGCUUGCCCAGCCGGACUACGCAGCCGCCGCGGCUGCAGCCGGCUACGGCGGCUACCAGUACCAGUGCGGCGCGUACCCGCCGCCGCCCGCGUACCCGCCGCACGCGCCGCCCUACUCCCCGCCGUGCUACAUGCCCCCGCCGCACGCGCCGCACGACAAACCUAAGGACAGCAGUCUGUCGGGGUGUCCGCGCGCUGAUCGCUCGCAGUUGCAACCGCACUCCCAGGAACUGAAGUGUCCGACACCGGGCUGCGACGGCUCUGGACACGUCACUGGCAACUACUCCUCGCACCGGUCACUCUCAGGCUGCCCUAGAGCGAACAAACCGAAGAGCAAACCGCGGGACGGGCAGGACUCGGAACCUCUUAGGUGAGUGUUUUAAUAUUUUUAUCGACUAUGUGAUUAAUUAUAGUUAGUUUAAAUUAUUCAAUGCGUUCCGUUAAAU